CGUUGGCAUAAAACCACCAACGGCAGAGGAGACCACACCGUCCAGUCCAAAGGAUAAUGAUGGGGAGCGAUGACUCAAAAGGGCUUCUGAUCACCGAGAAGGGUCUGUCUGGCAUGUCUGCAGUGAGUGACAUGUUGCGCUCGUCCUAAACGCUCAUGCGUCUGUACUGACUGGCCAAUAUGUUGAGCCGACUGAUGAGUGGCAGCGACCGGAGUCUUGACAGGGAAUUCAACUGUACGGUGCGACUGCUGGACGACUCGGAAUACACUUGUACGGUUCAGAGGGAUGCAAAAGGGCAAUGGCUGUUUGAGCAAGUCUGUCAGCAUCUAAACCUGCUUGAGAAAGACUACUUUGGCAUCAGAUUUGUGGACCCAGACAAACAACGGCAUUGGUUGGAUUUCAGCAAGGCAAUUACCAAACAAAUGAGAUCCCAGCCACCCUACACUAUGUGUUUGCGUGUUAAAUUCUAUCCUCCGGACCCUGCAGCUCUUAAAGAAGAGAUCACUAGAUACCUGGUCUUCCUACAGAUUAAAAGAGAUUUGUAUCAUGGCCGACUCCUGUGCAAAAGUUCGGAUGCUGCUACGUUGGCCGCAUUUAUUCUGCAGGCUGAGAUUGGAGAUUAUGACCCGGGGAAGCAUCCGGAAGGUUACAGCUCUAAGUUUCAGUUUUUUCCCAAGCAUUCUGAGCGCCUGGAGCGCCGCAUUGCUGAGAUCCACAAAUCCGAGCUGACAGGCCAGAGUCCUGAGACAGCUGAGCUGAACUUCUUAAAGAAAGCUCAGACUCUUGAAACAUAUGGAGUAGAUCCACACCCAUGCAAGGAUGUGUCUGGUAAUACUGCAUUUCUCGCAUUUACCCCAUUUGGCUUUGUGGUACUACAGGGGAACAGGAGGAUUCAUUUCCUCAAAUGGAAUGAAGUGACCAAACUGAAGUUUGAAGGAAAGACAUUUCACAUAUAUGCAACUCAUCAAGAGGAUCAGAAGAUCAUCUUGACUUACUUUGCUCCAACACCUGAGGCCUGCAAGCAUCUAUGGAAGUGUGGGGUGGAAAACCAAGCUUUCUACCAGUUUGAGAAAUCAAGUCAAGUUCGCACUGUAUCUAGUAGUAAUCUUUUCUUCAAAGGGAGCCGCUUUAGAUAUAGUGGUAAAGUGGCCAAAGAAGUGAUGGAACAGAGUGCCAAAAUCAGACGAGAACCUCCAGAGAUCCACAGGGCUGGGAUGGUCCCCAGUAGGAGUUGUCCUUCCAUCACUCAUGGCCCACGACAGAGUAGCGUUCCCCGAACACGAAGAAGAGCGGUCCAUAUUUCCAUCAUGGAGGGUCUGGAGUCCUUGCGCGACAGUGGUCAUUCCACGCCAGUCCGAUCGGUCUCCAAUGGGAACUCAUUCCUCCGCUCCCAUGGAAAUGGAGCCGAGGGAGGACACGGAACAGCUGAAUUUUCCGAGGACUCUUACAGUCCCUCUGACAGCGUGCUUCCCACACCGGUGUCCAACGACCCCUCAGACCCGGCUCAGGUUCGCCACACAAACGGCCCCCGCAGCAAUCAAGAGGAAGGAGGAACAGAACUGUGUACUCAAAACCAGGCAAGGCCACGGGGCGUUAAACCCAAAGGGAAACGUUCUCAACUGGAGAAGACUAGGUCAACCCAACAUGGCCCAGAGGAAGGGGUGAAUCAGUUCAUCUGUAGUUUGGCACGUCUUUUCUUAGUGACCCUGGCUCUGCUCUUUGCCCUCCUUCUACUUCUUAUUGUGCUAACAGAGUCUGAGCUGGACUUGGCCUUUCUUAGGGACAUCCGGAGGACACCCGAAUUCCAGCAGUUCCACUAUGAAUACUUUUGCCCCCUUAGGCGCUGGCUGGCCUGCAAGUUGCGCUGGAUGGGUGGGCAUCUCAUUAAUAAAUGAGUGUGUAAUCACCCCUCUCUGUCUCCUCAGAGAGUAGUCUGUAGUCUACGAGUGGGACAUUCUGAGCAUUAAUAUCAUGGUACCAUGAAAUCAAAAUGAAAUUACUAUUAUCUACAUAGCCAAAGCCUUGGACUUUCUAAUACCAUGCCAAGACGAGAAAACUGUGUAUGUUUCAGCUCUAGUUAUUGUGAAAUUGUUCUCUGCAGCACUACUUUAUAGUCGGGUAAAAAAAAGGUAUGUAUAAAUGCAGCUCUUUAAAUGCUGCUGUCACCCAACUGUAAUUUAUAUACCAUUUAAAUAUAAUAUCUACACUCAAAGAAUGUUCACCCAGACUGUGAUGAGCAAGACCUCAUACUGCAAUCAAAGACAAAGAUGCCUUUAUUGGUCAGAAAAUAGACAGGGGCUGGGACAGCCAAUAAAGGGAUAGUUCACCCAAAAAUGAAACUUCUAUCAUCUUUUACACUCCCCCAUAAUACUUUAGUUAAUCUGCAAAGCACAUAUUUAAAUAAAACCUGAGAGGUUUCUGUCCCUCCACUGUAUGUCCAGGUAACCAAAUCUUAAAAGAUCCAAAAAGGUUUUAAAGGCCUUAAACAUAUCUUAAUUUGUGUUUUGAAGAGUAACCAAAGUCUUAUAGAUUUUAAACAAUAUUAGGUUGAGUAAAUGAUAUUCAUCAGAAUUGACUUAAAUGACCAUGAUCUUUUUGGGUGAACUAUCUCUCUAACAUCGGAUGUAAGACUGAGCAUGAGUUUUUUUUGGAUGAUAUUUUGUAAGUGUACAAUGUUGGUAAAGGGUGUAUAUUUGAUCCAUACCAUGCUAAAACAAGACUGUUUGUCGAUAAUAUGGAUCAAAGCCACUGACAGGGUUCUCUCUUUUAAUGGCGCUUCAGUAAUGUUCUGAUGAGAAUUUAUUGACAAUUUAUAAUAAGGUUUAAUUUGUUAACAUUAGGUAUGAUAAACUAAUGAUGAAUAAUCAUUCAUCCUGGCUAAUGUUAAUUUAACAUCUCUAACAUUUCAAGGUACAGUAUGGGUAAAUUAAGAUUAAUGAACAAACAAACACUGAUAUUUAGUGGUAGAUGGUGGCCUUGAGAUUCAAAUGUUCUGAAGAGGGUAAAGAAAGUGCUCCAGAAAGACAAAGUAAUGUGAAAUUUUUGAAAGUUUAAACUAUUUCUGAAAGGAAUAAUCUAUCAUUUGUUCAAUUAUUUUUCCAUGCAACAUUAUGCAUAAUUCAUGCAUAAUUUUAGAGAGCUCAUUCGUCCGCUUGCAUAACCUUAAUUAUCAAAAUUAAAAUGUGAAUAAUAUCUUCUGUAGGUGAUGAUGAAUUUGUUGGUUAACCAGUUGUGUGGUUAUGAAAUUAUCUUAUCUAAAGGCAUGGACUCACAGUGGUUGAAUCAGUAAAUGCAUUUUCAGCUUAAACCAAAAUAUGUUACAUUUCUAUUACUUUUCUGUUGCCUUCAUGAGACUCAUUCAAUAGUAAAGAGUUGUACUGCCAAGGCCGUAAGACUAGUGGCAGAGUAAUUUAAUUUCAAUGACAAACUGAUGGUAAAUAUAAGACACAAAGGUCUGUGGACAUAAUCACAGCUAUGCACAUUUAAAUAUCUUUGGUAAAAAUAAAUAAAUAAAUAAAUAAAACGUAACUGGAACUUAUGGGUACUCUCGAAAUAUAAGGCCUGCAGCAAAUGCAAAUAUCCUUUGAAUCAUAUUUGGGGGUUAAAAAGCCUAGAAAGGAACAGAGUGUUGUGUAAAUCUUUUAUCUACUGUGUGUGCCGCUUGUGUGUAGCUUCAUAGAGUAGACUAGUACAACUAGAAAAAGUAUGCAACAAUACCAACGAUGGCACAGAUAAAAACACCAACAGCGAGAUCCUGAUAUGUGUGUCUCUGUGGUGGUAAUUAUCAUGUGAAAGAAAUGAAGCAAUACAAAUGACACUGAUAAACCAGCAGAAAAGGUUUUUGUUGUUGUUGUUUUUUUCUUUUCUUUUCUUUUUUUUUUUUAACCUAGAGCAAUGUGAUGGUUCAAAACUGCAUUACAAAUUCAGUAACCUCAGAAUUAGCUGAUUGCUUGUCUGGCGCUGUGCCGGUUGCAAGCUGCAGGCCGUACUAUACAUCAGCUCCCAUAUACUGUGACUGACUAAUUCUUCAGAUCUGUUACUGAUGGUGAUGGACGCAGUUUCAGCUAUUUCAGAUUGUAAGUUUCAUUCAAAGCAAUAGCAGACUGAAACGAAUAAAUGUUGUAGCUCAGAAGACAAUCUGAAUGGAUAAUGAAUCACACUGUUAUACAUUGACUCGGCUGUGCCUGAGCCCAGUGAUCUUCCUGCUCACUGUAUAGCAUCAGAUUAUUAUUUUCUGUAAAUUACAUCACUUUUAUUUUUAUUGUUUCAUACCAUAAAUGGUUUACCCUGUGUUGUACCAAGAAUACAUUAAAGCAGUUUAUUUUUAUGUUUUUCUAAAAAAUAAAUAAACCUUCU
Onychostoma macrolepis is the source of this 4356-nucleotide messenger RNA. It is a transcript of the gene frmd5b, whose product is annotated as FERM domain containing 5b. Gene Ontology annotation, cellular component: cytoskeleton. The transcript is spliced from 14 exons. Bases 180 to 1895 code for a protein of 571 amino acids. The record is from RefSeq and is a predicted model, not a curated record. NCBI's taxonomy places the organism in Eukaryota, Metazoa, Chordata, Actinopteri, Cypriniformes, Cyprinidae.